AUGCCAUGGUGGCGCUCCCGCGGGGGAGCUUGCAGAGGUGCCGGAGUUGCCUGGCGGUGGCUCGCCCUGGCAGCCGUGGUGGCAGCACAGGACGUGGGCCACGUCAGGUUGGCCCUGGUGAGCAACUCUCAGUGCGAUCUGGCACUUUCCUGGAGUAUCCCUGAGCUUGGCAAUCAAACCGAGCUGAGCCAUCUGAGUCAGGUGAGCUAUGCGCGCAGCAUCGCCGACCUCGGAACCAGCUCGUCGAAGACCGCGAUCGGGGUCACUUCUGGGCCCUGGCAUGGACGAAGAUGGGUGCAAGCAGUGCUGCACGGCCUGGAAGAGGACUUUGCAUAUCGGAUCGGCGGUCAAGUGGGCGGCUUUGGACCCAUCGAAGCAACUUUUGCACCUUGCCGCUGGAUGACCAACCGGUCGUCUAGGCCACAAACAGCGGAGCAGCCGGCUGGCAGCACCGCAGGCUCCCUGCGGCUGGCGGUAGUCGGAGACAUUGGUUUCAGAGACAAUGGCACCGCGGACCAAGUCUUCGCCAGGAUACAGAACUCGACGCCGGAUGCGGUGAUUCAGCUGGGCGAUGUGACUUGGGACCUUUCCCGACAGGGCACCGCGACGACACACGACUUCUGGAGCAAGCUCCAGGCACUUUCAGCGCUCAGACCUUUCAUGCCUCUUCCAGGAGACAGGGAUCCAAUGCAAGUCUACCAGCGGUUUUUCCAGAUGUCGAACUCGAGCGGUGACCCGUGGUAUGCCUUCACGGUGGGCAGCGUACGAUUUAUCAUGCUUUGGACAGAAGCCUUGGUUGACCUCCCUUCGACGGUGGAGCCGCAGCACUCCUCGGCCCGACAGCUCCACUGGCUGGAGGAGGAGCUGAAGAGCGCAAACGCCUUGGAGGCGCGUGCCAAGCGGCCCUGGGUCGUAGUCGCUGGCCACAGGCCGAUGUACUGCUCGUUGGUGAGGCCCACCUGCAGCACAGAGGCAGCCUCCCUCCGCGCGGUCUUGGAGCCCCUUUUCGUGAGGUACAGCGUGGAUCUCUACCUGGCAUCGCACGUCCAUGCCUACGAAAGAACCUUCCGGACACAGAAUGGCUCGGUGUGCAAAGCCGACGACACGGCGGAUGCCUCCUGCGGGCCCGUGAACAUCGUCAACGGGGACUCGGGGGAGCCUCCUUUCCAGUACGAGGAUCUGCCGGCUCGUUUCACGGUGAAGAGGCAUCCUGGCCAGCCUGGCUACGGUGAGCUAACCGUGCUGAACGCGACAGCGAUUGAGUACCGGCAACUGGAUGCAACAACUGGGGCAGUCACUGACCAGUUCAUUCUGCAGAAGAGCUCCACGGCCAAGGAGCCUGAGGAGAACUUUCUCGAGGCUGUUGGAUGGUUGGCCUUCGCCACUGCCUUGGUCACCUUUACCUGUGGGUUUGUGAAGUGGGUCCACUCCGAUGGCUUGAAGCGCCGAGACGAGGCUUUGAGACACCUCCGCACGGAAAUUGCGGUCCUGAGUGGCAUGCCGCUGAAGGUUGCCGGCAGCCCUGUGGAAGCCCAGCACCUGGUCGGAGCUCUGGGCUCAGCCGAGCUUGUGAGAUGCCAUAGAGCAGGGGAGCCGGAGAUGUCAGAGGUCAGUGUCACGAUUGCACGAGGCUUCCGUCCCGCAAAGAGACAGCUGAAAGAUUCUGAGAGCUCUUCCUUGCAGGACAUGCCUCCCACAGAAACCGCAGCCGGCGAGGCUGCAGGCACUGUUUCAGAAAAACAAAAUGCUGUGGCCCUGGUACCCUCUCCCCCGAGCCACGAGUGGUCACCAGACCACCAGUCUACGAGUCAAGUGGCAUCCUUUAAGGCAUGCAGCCAGUUUGUCACGGAGGUGAGGACCAAGAUGGACCGCGAUCCACGCGUCGCGCUAGUGCCGAGUCGCCUGCGGCGGCCGAGAUACGUCUGGGAGGCUUCUGAACGGCAUGGAGGUGUUGAUGUUGCGAUUGACAUCUCGGUCCCUGCCUCUGAGAAGGAGGCCAGGCCCAUGCGGAAUCCAAGAUCUGACCUCUCGCGGCUUUUGCAGGAGGUGCGUUUCCCGGAGCCUGAGUACUUCAGAAACGUAGACUGCAUGGGUAUACCCGGCCUUUUGUCAAUCCAAGAGUGUUUGGGCAUAAUCGACAUCGCGGAGUCUUACGUUUUCCGACCGGAUUAUCGCAUGCAUGUCAAAGACAUGCAAUGCUUGGACAUAAGGGACGAAGACUUUGCCCGAGGUCUCUGGGAAUCAGGGAUUGGACAGGUGCUGCGGACUGUCUCCGUUGAUGGCUUGGUGCCCUAUGGCCUCAAUGAUGUGAUCAGGAUCCAGAAGUUCGUGCAAGGAGGACAUCUCUCCAGACACAUCGACAGAUCCAUCACACGGGACGGCCUGAUCUCCAAGUAUUCGCUGUGCGUUUUUCUUAACGAGGGCUUCGAAGGCGGGCUAAGCGUCUUCCACGUCCCUUAUGAAGCUCCCGUGAUCUUUCAACCCGAGGCGGGACUAGGGCUUCUGUACCCGCAGGGGGAGCUCUGCACAAUGCAGGAAGAGACGGAAGUCACAUUCGGGACAAAGUAUGUCUUGCGAGCAGACGUGCUGUUCGCGAUGCCGGAACGUACGUACACACAGCUGCGGCCUGGAGAUGUGGGGCCGCUGCUGCGGCAAAGCCCAAGGAGGCGAACCUGUCUUGUACCCCGAGGCGAACCACGCGUCGCGCUAGUGCCGAGUCGCCUGCGGCGGCCGAGAUACGUCUGUGAGGCUUCUGAACGGCAUGGAGGUGUUGAUGUUGCGAUUGACAUCUCUGUCCCUGCCCCUGAGAAGGAGGCCAGGCCCAUGCGGAAACCAAGAUCUGAGCUCUCGCGGCUUUUGCAGGAGGUGCGUUUCCCGGAGCCUGAGUACUUCAGAAACGUAGACUGCAUGGGUGUACCCGGCCUUUUGUCAAUCCAAGAGUGUUUGGGCAUAAUCGACAUCGCGGAGUCUUAUGUCUUCCGACCAGAUUAUCGGAUGCAUAUCAAAGACAUGCAAUGCCUGGACAUAACGGACAAAGACUUUGCCCGAGGUCUCUGGGAAUCAGGGAUUGGACAGGUGCUGCGGACUGUCUCCGUCGAUGGCUUGGUGCCCUAUGGCCUCAAUGAUGUGAUCAGGAUCCAGAAGUUCGUGCAGGGAGGACAUCUCUCCAGACACAUCGACAGAUCCAUCACACGGGACGGCCUGGUCUCCAAGUAUUCGCUGCGUGUGUUCCUGAACGAGGGCUUCGAAGGCGGGCUAAGCGUCUUCCACGUCCCUUAUGAAGCUCCCGUGAUCUUUCAACCCGAGGCGGGACUAGGGCUUCUGUACCCGCAGGGGGAGCUCUGCACAAUGCAGGAAGAGACGGAAGUCACAUUCGGGACAAAGUAUGUCUUGCGAGCAGACGUGCUGUUCGCCAUGCCGGAGAGCAUGGUAUUCCAACAAUAG
This is a messenger RNA of Symbiodinium natans, 3444 nucleotides long. The record is from the annotation of a GenBank genome assembly. NCBI's taxonomy places the organism in Eukaryota, Dinophyceae, Suessiales, Symbiodiniaceae.